Molecule: messenger RNA, 615 nt
Organism: Temnothorax curvispinosus
Lineage: Eukaryota; Metazoa; Arthropoda; Insecta; Hymenoptera; Formicidae
Exons: 1
Coding region: 1-615 (204 amino acids)
Source: RefSeq, a predicted model, not a curated record
AUGUCUCACGUGGUAUUGAGCGAGGUCAACAAGCUGUCGAUGUUGCUCGCCUUGAAAAACGGACGAUAUUUAAGUAUGGGUUUCCGUUCGUGGGAUCUGUACGAGUAUCCCCUGUUGCAGAACACGACCAAGCACUCAUGGGCCAUUAAGACCGCGACUCAGCUCGAGAAACCGCGAUACGUCGUCUUCGCUCUGCAAACGGGUCGGAAGAACGUCAUGUCCGUGGACACGAGCCGAUUCGACGACUGCAAAUUGACCAACGUGAAACUCUACCUAAAUUUGGAAAUCUAUCCGUACGACGAUUUGAAUUUGGACUUUGGUAAACACAGAUGGGCGAUUCUGUACGAUAUGUACGCGCGUUUCUGCAAGGACUAUUACGGAUACGAAUAUCUCGAGCCGAACCUCACCGUUUCGACUUUUCAACGUAACGGCCCGUUCGUGAUCAUCGAUUGCUCUCGACAAAACAAAUCCGUCAAAAACGUCACCGUGGAUGUCAGACUAGAAUUCGAUUGCAUGGAGAACGUACCGCCGAAUACCUCCGCGUACUGUCUCGUCAUACACGAUCGCGUGAUCGAGUACAAUCCGUUGACCAACGUGGUGCGCAAAAUAGUCUGA